CGCGCCCUUUUGUUUACAAUUAUUUAUGUAGCUUUAACGCGUUUUCAGCAAUAUUAAAAUGUUAAAUUAUAAGUUUCCUUUAAUAUGUGGAUUUAUUUUUGUGCUAUUUUCAAUUAAAGUUUUUGCUCAAUUUGAUUGGCAGAUUCGAGAUGGAUUUGAUGAUAUUACAUCUCGAAUGGGUAAAGUUGGCGCGGAUAAUUGUAAAGUAGUUGAUCAGAAUGCUCUUUUUUUGCCAACAGAUUCUGUUACACAUGUUCCAAACAUUAAGCAAAUUGGUAUCGAUCCUGUUUUACCAAACAGGACUAAUCUUCUACAAAUUCAUAAUAUGGCAUUAUCAAGAGCUUUUUUCUACAGUUUCAUUCUUCAAAGAGCUGCAGAUGAUGAUGAACCUGGUUUUAUGUAUUAUUUUCUCUCUGCUAUAUCAGAUGUUGCAGCUAAUAGAUUCAUCAAUAGUAGUGCUAUUUAUUUUUCUCCAAAUAUGUCUUUUACACCAUCAUAUAAAGGAUUUUUCAACAAAACAAUGCCAUUAUUCGCACCUCGAGCUUUCAGAUCGGAUGAUUUUAAUGACCCCUUUCAUUUGGAACGGAUAUCUACUUUGAACACUAUUGAAGCAAUUGACCUUGGAGCUAUUCCAAACAAUUCUAUGAGUUUGAAUUACACUCAUGGCCAUUAUAAAAUCAAUGACUGGUAUUCUGCAUGGCUACCAGAUCUCACUAAGAGGCAGGAUUCUAAAACAACAUAUUCAGUUCAAAUUACUCAUGCUAAUGGAACAAAUGAAACAUUUACAUGGCAUGGGCCUCCAGCUGCUUCUGAUAUUCCUGGUCCUGUAAAAUGGUUUAAGCCGUAUUUUGAUUGUGGCAGAUCCAAUAAAUGGGUAUAUGGUGCUACUGUUCCUAUUCCUGAUAUUUUCCCUCGACACACACAAUGGAGACAUAUUGAGAUACCAACGUAUGUUGCUGUAGCUGUAAUGGAAAUUGAUUUUGAAAGAAUUGAUAUCAAUCAGUGUCCAACAGGUGAAGGCAAUCCUCCACCUAAUCGAUAUGCUGGUACUGCCAGGUGUAAAAAUCAGACUACUGAGUGUGAACCAAUUCAUGGUUAUGGAUUCCGUAGAGGUGGAUAUCAGUGUCGUUGUUUACCAGGAUACAGAUUGCCUAAAACAAUAAGAAAUCCAUUCUUGGGAGAAAUUGUAGAAAGAGCACCAUUUGAUCAAUAUAAAAAGGGAUUUAAUUGUGAACAAAUUAGUUAUUUGAUGGUCAUGACCCAAAAUGUUGAAAGACUGUCUGAAUUAGAACGAUGGAAAUAUAUUAGUCGACAGUCUAUGUUCUUUGAUAUUGGGAAUAUGACUGGUAAAAGAAUUGAUCCAACAGAAGUUGUUGAAUAUGUGAGAAAUCCUAAUUUAAAAUUUAAAUGUGAGAGUAUUGCUAGAACCCAUCCUGAGCGUUUGAUUCUAAGAGGAGAUGUGGCAUAUGGCAAGGAAAUUCAACUUGAAAAUGAAGCUCGAACAGCAUUGAGAUUGGCAAAUUUUAUAUCUGCAUUCUUACAGAUUGUAGAUCCAAAUGAUUUAUUUGCUGAAUUUCGAGUACCUGAUAGACCUUUAACUGAAGACCAAAUAAUUGGAGAAGUGUUAUCUGCUAUGAUAGGCAAUGAAAAAAUUCAAGGUUGUGGAGCAUUUUUUGAUAGAAAUCAAUUCAUAAACCGCACACUUUUUGCACCUUAUGCAUACCGUAAGGAAAGAAAUGCCCAGAAUUUCUUUGUGGAAGAUGUGGCAAGGCAGGCUCCUAAGAAAAGCUAUCUGAAGACUGAAUGGUUUAAGAAUUUGAAAGUGCAGUGGGCUGCUAACACUGAUAACCUUGAAACUUAUACAACAAAGAUUAGGAUUCGUUACAAUUCAUCUGGUCUGUAUCCCAUUCGUUACGACAGGUACCCUUUGCAAUAUAAAGCUGCAGAAGUCAAGCAUGGUUACUGGACAGCUCCAUAUUUUGACUGCGGAGGUUUCCACAACCAGUGGCUAAUUACUUAUGCUGCUCCUUUCUUUGGAUGGGACAAAAUCAAAAGCCGCCUGGAAUUUAAAGGUGCUGUUGCUGUGAAUAUGAAACUUGAAGAGUUGGACAUAAAUCAAUGUGAUGAUGAUGUUUAUGUUCAAAAUGCCUUUAAAGGAACUCAUAAAUGUGAUAGACGAUCAUCUAGAUGUGUUCCUAUCCUAGGUAGAGGGUUUGACACUGGAGGUUAUAAGUGUCAGUGUAAUCAAGGUUAUGAAUAUGCUUUUAAUGAUUACAUAACAUAUAUUGAUGGUCAAAUAUCAGAAGCAGAAUUUGACAAACUAUUGAAGAACUUCCCAAGCAGGUUUGAUACGCUGAAGUGUCGCAUUGCUGGAGCAGCAGCUAUUACUGGUCAUGUAGUUUUUGUUUUCCUGGGACUACUAUUACAUAGGGCACUUUUUUAUAUUUUAUAAUGAAUUAUUACAUUAUAAACAUUCCUUUUUAUAUAUAUGUAUACAAACAUUGGAUACAUUUCAUAAAAUAUAUUUUGGACAUGGAACCUGCUGGUAGUACUGUUUUGAAUUAUCAUUCCAUGUAAGAGGUGAAAUUUUAUGGAUAUUUUUUGCUUUCCUCACUUUUAAUCAAGAUCUGAUUAUUAGGUUAUGGUAUAUAUUUUAUAAGUGCAUUUCAUAUAAGGUAUUGAAUAGGGAAAAAAAAGUCUUUUUUUAUUUGUAUUGUUUUUUACAGCAAAAGAAAUAUUCUUUCUAUCUCAUAUUCUGUUAUGAUAUCAAUGAUUUAAGAUUUUUUUGUGACAGAUAUUAGUGUGAUAUUGUGUAGUCUUAUUUUUAUAUUUCAUUUUGCAUAUUUGCAAAGAUACUGGUGAAUGUAUUUUUAUAUAAAAUUAUCUUUCAAAAUAAUUUAUUUAUGCUAUUUUAUUGUUUAUUUACUACUAAAUCAUACAUUCCAUGAAUCAUAUUUUUUUGUUUUAUUUUAAAAUGGGUAUGGUAUUUUAA
Argiope bruennichi is the source of this 2992-nucleotide messenger RNA. RefSeq lists its product as uncharacterized. Bases 59 to 2452 code for a protein of 797 amino acids. The transcript is spliced from 10 exons. The record is from RefSeq and is a predicted model, not a curated record. Lineage: Eukaryota; Metazoa; Arthropoda; Arachnida; Araneae; Araneidae.